UGCGGAGCUGCAACGUCGUAAAACCGACGACGGAUCCCGGCUGGUCAAGAAACUUCGCCUCCAUCAUUGCGUGUGCAAUGCAAGAAAAAUCAGCGUUCCAUUCAAAACCGCGUUCUGCUGCGUCAGCCUCGUCUCUAGUCGCCACCUGUCUCUCUCAACGAAGCCGCCUUUCUCUAUCUCUCUCUCCAUAUAUAAACACACAAAAAGCAUCCUCUCCAAGACCUCUCAUUUCUGCCUUAUCUCUUCAUCCUUUUUUCCUCAAAAACCCCCCACCAAAAUCCAGAUUUCCAUUAUUCGCCAUCAACAGCCACCUAGAACUUCGACUCCAUCCAUGGAUCUUCCAAGGCCGGAGGUUGAAGGAGAAGGAGGAGAAGAAGAUGGGGAGGACCAGCUCGGUCGCCUACCGGACGACCUGCUCCUCCACAUCCUGGACCGAGUCCACGACGCCAGGUCCCUCGCCCGCUGCCUCGCCGUCUCCAAGCGCCUCUCCUCCCUCGUCCCCCUCACCCCCACCGUCUCCCUCUCCUUCCCCCGCCCCCGCCUCCUCCCCGCCUCCUCCGAGUCCGAGUCCGAGCCCGGCCGCUGGCGCCGCCGGAGCGGCUUCCUCUCCCGCCUCGUCGACAGAUUCGUCCGCGGCCCCCUCCGCUUCCUCCACCGCGUCGCCUCGGCUAAAUCGGCCUCCCGCUCCGGCGGAGGAGGCGACGACGAUUGCGAUUGCGAUUGCGACUACGAUUCUCGUCCCGCUCCCGGCGAAGUCCUUAAACCCUUCAGAGGAAUCGAGUCGCUGCGCGUGGAGCUCCCCUCCUGCGUCGACGCGGUCGGGCUCAACGGUAAGCGCACGGUCCUCAGGUGGACGGCUCGAUUCGGCGGCGAGAUGAAGAGCUGCGUCGUCCUCGGAGCGAAUUCGCUGCGGAGGAGAGAGGACGGCGCCGCCGCCUCGGGAGAGGAAGGCGCACUAGAAUUGAGACCGAGAGCCGUCGAAGAGGUUGAGCUCGAGCCCGGGCCGGUCAUCGCGGAGGAGGAGCUGAAGUUGCGAGUGGUCUGGAUCAUUUCUUGCUUGAUCGCUGCUUCGGCGAGGCAUUAUCUGCUGAGACAGAUCGUGGCGGAUCAUCCGAUGCUGAAGAGCGUGGCGAUCGUUGACUCGGACAAGCAGGGGAAGGUCCGGAUGCUAGAGGAAGAGAUCGCCGAGAUGAGGAGAUCCUUCGACUCGGAGGCGGCCGAUUCAUCGUCGGCGGAGAGGAUCCGAGUUCCGGACUUGAGGAUGAAGCUGUGGUACGCGCCGGAGCUGGAGCUGCCGGAGUCAGGGUACGUGAUGAGAGGGGCGACGAUGGUGCUGAUCGCGCCGGCGAGUGAGGCCGAGGGGGAGGAGCAUGGGAAGGCGAAGGAAGGAGGAGGCGGCGGCGGCGACUUGGGGGACGUGAUGAGGAGCGCGAGCUUCGAGGGAGGCGGCGGAGAGGAUGAGGCGGCGUUCCGUGAGGCGGCGACGGAGAUGGGGAAGCUGAAGAGGACGUAUACGCUGGAGAUGAAUUCCUUCUGACAUGAGAUCGGACAUGGCGGCUUCUUUCCUUUUUUUUUUAAUCCCCCGGACUUUGUUUUUGUCUUUUCUUCUUUUCUUUCUUUUCCACUCGUGUAUAUGUUGUGCAUAGCCCGUUGCGGAACUUUUGUAGUUGGAGUAUGGGGAUCGAUUCAUUCAUUCGUUAGCGACGAUACAAAUAAAUGUUGAUGGAAA
Messenger RNA from Eucalyptus grandis, 1729 nucleotides. RefSeq names its product F-box protein At4g18380. The transcript has a single exon. Lineage: Eukaryota; Viridiplantae; Streptophyta; Magnoliopsida; Myrtales; Myrtaceae. The record is from RefSeq and is a predicted model, not a curated record. The coding region runs from base 332 to 1537 and encodes 401 amino acids. Gene Ontology annotation, molecular function: protein binding.